Molecule: messenger RNA, 2508 nt
Organism: Knipowitschia caucasica
Lineage: Eukaryota; Metazoa; Chordata; Actinopteri; Gobiiformes; Gobiidae
Source: the annotation of a GenBank genome assembly
AUGACCAUAGUCACGAGGCUGUCCCUGUGCAGUGGUCAGCACACCAUGCAGCACCCAAACUUCGAGACGCCUCACCCGCUGCAGACGGACGAGCAGGAGACAGGCUUUGACCCCUUACACAACUUUAACAAGAACCGCAGCCGAGGAGGCAGUCUGGAUAGUAGCUCGCACUCACAGUCCACAUUCCAGUCCUACAGGAGGGAAUGGGACGACUUGUUCGUCAACAGUAAUUACCUGGCACGAAUCCGGCGAGCUGGCUUGAGCGGGCACCUGAGGAGCAGUCGCUUUAGGAGUGUAUGCUGGAAGCUGUACCUAGAGGCACUUCCAGAAGACAAAAGUCAGUGGAUCAACAAAACCAAAGAGCUGCGGGCCCAGUAUGAGAAGAUUAAAGACACGCACAUCACUAACCCUCGUAAAGCUGCGGGUCAGCAGGACCUGGUGGUCAACAACCCCCUGUCCCAGGAUGAAGGGAGCUUGUGGAACAAAUUCUUCCAGGAUAAAGAGCUGAAGGCUAUGAUUAAACAAGAUGUGCUGAGAACGUUUCCAGAGAUCCGAUACUUCCAAGACGAGGACCUUCGAACCAAAUUAACAGAUAUCCUGUUCUGCUACGCCAGGGAGAAUGAACAGCUGCUAUAUAAACAGGGCAUGCAUGAGCUGCUGGCCCCCAUAGUGUUUGUACUUCACUGUGACCACCAGGCAUUCCAGCACGCCAGCGAAACGGCCCAGCCCAGUGAGGACAUGAAGUGCUUAUUAAACCCAGAUUUCCUGGAACAUGAUGCCUACUCCCUUUUUUCCCAACUCAUGGAGACCGCAGAGCCUUGGUUUUCCAGCUUCGAAAGACAAGUCCGAAAGGGGAAGGAGGAGAUGUUGACCAGUAUACCAUUUGCUCGGCCCCAAGACUCUGGGCCCUCUGUUGCCAUAGUGACCAAAGUAAACCGCAUUCAGGACCAGCUGGUGAAGAAGCAUGACGUGGAGCUACACAUGCACCUGAACCGGCUGGAGAUUGCCCCCCAGAUCUAUGGCAUCCGGUGGGUGCGUCUCCUCUUUGGACGGGAGUUCCCUCUGCAAGACCUGCUGGUGGUGUGGGAUGCCCUGUUUGCUGACAGUAUCACCCUGGACCUGGUGGACUACAUCUUCGUGGCCAUGCUGCUCUACAUUCGGGACGCAUUGAUUGCCAGUAACUUCCAGACGUGUCUGGGCCUGCUCAUGCACUACCCUUCCAUCGGAGACAUUAACUCUCUGCUGCAGAAGGCUCUGUUCCUACGAGACCCAAAGAGUCACCCGCGGCCAGUCAAUUACCAGUUUCAACAGAACCUAGAGUACUACAACAGCAGAGGAGCCGAUCUCAUCAACAAAACACGGACCAGUGCUAAACCAGCGCCUCUCAACAUCAACAAAGUUUCCAGCAGCCUGCUCAGCUUCGGUCGGAAGCUCAUUGGCCCUUCCCUGCCUGGAGGGGCGGGCCACUUCCAACCCAUAAACGCAGAGGUGCAGGUGUCCACGCCCCCCUCUCCCCCUGGACCUGCCCCCCAGCCAGCACACAGCCACAGCCAGCACCACCGCAUGCUGAAGUCUGAGAGUAUGCCCGUACAGCUCAGCAAAGACUCGGCUCCAGAGGUGGUCUAUCAGGGGCCCCAGUCAGCUCAGACCCACAGCAACGCCCCAGGCCAGGGAUCUCCGGUGGUCAGCUCUUCCCCCAGCAUGGAGAGCCUGUCGGGGAAGGGCCAGUUCAGUGCCUCCCCCCUCCACGCCUCCAGGGCGGGUGACAUUAACGCAGCCUCCCCACCACUCUCCGCCACCAAGAAAGAGUCCUUCUUCAACAUCACGCGCUCAAGAUCGCACAGCAAGAGCAUGGCUCGCAGAGACACGGAGGAGGACUUGGAGGCACAGAUCUCCUUUCUGCAGGGACAAAUCAAUGACCUGGAGGCUAUGAGCAAGUACUGUGCCCGCAUGAUGAAUACCCACAUCUGUAAAAUCCAGGACGUCAUUCUGCAGGAGCACUUGCAGAAGGAGGACGAGGUGCUGGUAUCAUUGGCUGGACUCAAACAGAUCAAAGACAUCCUCAAGGGCGCGCUGCGUUUCAACCAGAGCCAGCUGGAGGUUGAGGACCAUGAGGAGAUCUCCAUCGCAGACGACCACUAUACUUCCACCGCCAGUGCAGAGGCUGCCCGCCUUGGUCACGGCCCACCUGGCAACCGGCCACAUGGCCCCGAGAAAGCCAUGCACGCACAACAAGAGGAGGAGGCGUGUACACCGCCGGAGCACCAGGUGGCGAGUGCAGGCAGAAACUGGGGCGACUACAUCCUGGUGUCACAGGACGGGGAGCUGCAAGGGGGUGGUACAAUCCGGAGGGGACGUGGCCUGGUGCGGCUGGAGCCCGAGGGCCAGGCAGGCACUUUCCAGGACCCCCUGACUCCUGCCAGUCUCUCGGGAUCCUCUAGCCCUGAUGACGGCUCUACCAACAGCAAGGACUCAGACUUCACCAUGGUGAACCCAGCAGACCUGUGA